Molecule: messenger RNA, 3125 nt
Organism: Lasiosphaeria miniovina
Lineage: Eukaryota; Fungi; Ascomycota; Sordariomycetes; Sordariales; Lasiosphaeriaceae
Product: Spb1 C-terminal domain-containing protein
Exons: 5
Coding region: 180-2702 (840 amino acids)
Biological process (GO): maturation of 5.8S rRNA from tricistronic rRNA transcript (SSU-rRNA, 5.8S rRNA, LSU-rRNA); rRNA methylation; maturation of LSU-rRNA from tricistronic rRNA transcript (SSU-rRNA, 5.8S rRNA, LSU-rRNA)
Cellular component (GO): nucleolus; preribosome, large subunit precursor; nucleus
Molecular function (GO): rRNA (uridine-2'-O-ribose)-methyltransferase activity; rRNA (guanine) methyltransferase activity
Source: RefSeq, a predicted model, not a curated record
CCCAAGUCGGCUUUGCUUAUCGCUUAUCGGCGACAAAAAAAAAAAACCUUCGGUCUGCACCGACAGCUGCUGCAAUCCCUGCGCCCAGGAGAGAGUCUGGCUAGUCGAGAAACGAGUUUAGGAGUCGGUUACAUCGCAACGUCGAUGCCCAUCCGUCCACUCGCCCAACACACAAUACCAUGGGAAUCCAAAAGAAGCACGGCAAAGGCCGUCUCGAUAAGUGGUAUAAGCUCGCCAAGGAGAAGGGAUACCGCGCUCGUGCCGCCUUCAAGUUGAUCCAGCUCAACAAGAAAUAUGGCUUCCUCGAAAAGAGCAAGGUCGUGCUCGAUCUCUGCGCCGCACCCGGCUCGUGGUGUCAGGUCGCCGCCGAGACCAUGCCGGCGAACAGCAUCAUCAUCGGUGUCGAUCUCAGCCCCAUCAAGGCCAUCCCCAAGGUCAUCACCUUCCAGAGCGACAUCACAACCGAGAAAUGCCGAGCCACGAUCCGCGGUCAUCUGAAGACAUGGAAGGCCGAUACCGUUCUCCACGAUGGUGCACCCAACGUCGGUACUGCCUGGGUGCAGGAUUCGUUCAACCAGGCUGAGUUGGUGCUGCAUUCGUUGAAGCUGGCAACCGAGUUUCUGAUUGAAGGAGGCACGUUCGUGACCAAAGUCUUCAGAUCCAAGGAUUACAACCCGCUGUUGUGGGUCUUCAAGCAGCUCUUCACCAAGGUCGAGGCCACAAAGCCCCCGUCGUCGCGAAAUGUAUCCGCCGAGAUUUUCGUUGUUUGCCGUGGGUUCAAAGCCCCUAAGCGCAUCGACCCGCGGUUGCUCGACCCGCGCUCUGUCUUCGAGGACCUUGCAGACCCGACCCCCAACAACGAGGCCAAGGUGUACAACCCAGAAGUAAAAAAGAGAAAGAGAGAGGGUUACGAAGAGGGAGACUACCUACAAUUCAAGGAAAUUCCCGCCAGCGAGUUUAUCCAGACCGUAGAUCCAAUCGCUAUCCUCGGUCAAUACAACAAACUUGCCUUUGAGCAGCCAAAGAAUGGAGAUGUCGCCCUUGCAGCUCUAGACAAGCUGCCAGAGACAACCGAGGAAAUCCGCAACUGCUGCGCCGACCUAAAAGUUCUGGGAAGAAAGGAAUUCAAGAUGCUCCUGAAAUGGCGCCUAAAGGUGCGGGAAAUCUUUGGGUUCGCCACAAAGAAAACUGAAGCGGAUGCAGAGGCCGAGGAAGUGGCAGAAGUCGAACCAAUGGACGAGGAGCUUAAGAUUCAAGAAGAUCUCCAGAGGAUGAAGGACAAGGAGGCAUCCAAGAAAAAGAGGGAGCGGAGACGGGAGAACGAGAAGAAGCAGAAAGACAUUGUGCGCAUGCAGAUGCACAUGGAGGCGCCCAUGGACAUUGGCAAGGAGCAAGAAGGCCCCAGGGGCGAAGGCGCCAUGUUCCGCCUCAAGACAAUUGACCAAACAGCUGCCCUGAAGCGGAUAUCCAAGGGCAAGAUGGCCGUCCUUACCGAGGCCGACGAGAGGAGAGACUGGGAUUCUGGCAUUGGCUCCUCGGGCGAAACGGACGACGAAAGUGACGAGGAAGAGGAUCGAUUGGAGCGGGAACUCGACAACUUGUACGACGGCUACCAGUCGCGGAAGAUGGAAUCCGAUGCGAAGCUCCGGGCUAAGAAGUCCAGGAAAGAGCACAAGGACGAAGACUGGGAAGGCGUCUCGGCGAGUGAGCACGACAGCAACGACGAAGACGACGACGAAAAGUUCGAGGAAGAAAGUUCCGACGAAUCAGAUUCAGGGGAGCCUGCCGAUUCUGGCAAGCCGCUUAUCCGAGAUCUGGACAAUUCUACAGACGCAAGCGGACUAUCCAAACGGGCAAGGGGAUUCUUCGCUCAAGAUAUCUUCAAAGACAUCGCUAGCCUAAUGGACAUCUCAGAAGACGAGGAAAAGAAGGAAGAAAGCGAAACGAAACCCGAGGCCAAGAAGGCCCCCCGUGAAGCACCUUCGUCAGCCAAGGAUGAAGAGCUUGUGUCCCGCCCCAAGCGUAGACGUGAUGUGCCUCCCAAGGCUGAGGAAGACGAUUUUAUGGAUGUCAAUCAGGCAGAAGAAGAGGACGAUGAAUCAGACUGGGAAGAGAAAGAGAAGCGCACAAAGGACGGCAGGCCUAAUAUCGACAUCAUCACGGCAGAAGCCAUGACGCUUGCCCACCAGUUAGCAUCUGGCCAGAAAACGAGCUACGAUCUGAUGGACGAGGGCUUUAACAAGUAUGCCUUCAAGGACCGCGACGGCCUUCCGGAGUGGUUCAUAGACGAUGAAGGGAAGCACGACCGGCCACACAAGCCCAUCAGCAAGGCUGCGGCCGAUGCGAUCAAGGAAAAGAUGCGAGCCUACAACGCCAGGCCCAUCAAGAAGGUGGCAGAAGCGCGGGCACGGAAAAAGUUCAAGCAGGCGCAGAAGAUCGAGAAGCUCAAGAAGAAGGCCGACAUAUUAGCAGGAGACGACGGCAUGUCGGAGAAGGACAAGGCCUCCAGCAUCGCCAAGCUCAUCUCACAGGCGGCCCGGAAGAAGAAGCGGCAGCCGCUCAAGGUGGUCAAGGCACAAGGCACAAACCGCGGUAUCUCGGGCAGACCCAAGGGAGUCAAGGGACGGUACAAGAUGGUGGACCCGCGGAUGAAGAAAGAGAUGCGCGCGCUGAAGAGAGUCGCCAACAAGAAAAAGAGGUAGACGUCUACGAGCAGGCGGGCUUGGUGGCAUAUGUUUAUCUAGGAGCCAUACUUGAUGUCAUUUUCUGGCAGCCCUACCUAUACCCGGUGAUAGGAGUAGAUAUGAAAGACGGGGCGCUAGAUUCCGUGUCCGGGAUUCUGUCUACCACAUCGCUUUUGGCUGUUGACUGACCGUAUAAACAUGCUGAGUGGGUAAAGCGGGCCCCUGAAGUCCAUGUCGUACCUGGUUCGUGCGCGUCAGCAGAGUAGGUAAGGUACCUCUUAGAUAGGGGCACAAAAAGGGGGCAGGGGUAUGACAGGUGAUGUUAUGGUGAUGUUGAUGAUGAUAUUUACCAGUAAUUCACAGCCACACAUAUCCCCUCGGCGGAGCACGACUGAGACACUUUGUGGUACCUGAGGGUUGUUGUAGCGUUGUUGCGUCAUG